CACUGCAUACAAUUGAUUUCGGCAUUUUUCAAUUCGGCAUCAUCGACAGUUUACGAAAUACGUUUCUUCGUGUACAAAAAGUUUUUCCGAGAAAGUAUAAAUUAAUUUUUCUACUAAAAUAAGCAACAAAAUGGAGCGUGUAUAUGUUGGAAAUUUACCACCAGAUAUUCGUAUUAAAGAUAUCGAUGAUUUCUUUAGAGCAUUUGGUAAACUUGUCUAUAUUGAUGUGAACCAUCGAGCAAAUCCGGUGUAUGCAUUGGUGCAAUUUGACAGUGCAAGAAAUGCUUUCAAUGCGGUUAAAGCUAGACAUGGCUAUGACUACGAAGGUUAUACUUUACAAUUGCGUUUGAUAGAAAAUGAGGUUAGAAAACGCCGAGACGCUACACCACCACCGCCACCACCACCUAUGUUUAGCGGCAAUUUUGGUUCGCAAAAUAAUCGUGGUGGUUCUAAUAACAAUAAUGGCUAUAACAAUAAUCGUAUGGGUGGCAAUUUUAACAACAACUCUAAUUCAUACCAAUCCAGUUCCAACAACGCUCAAUGGUCGAAUAUGUCCCAAGGUAUGCAACAACAAAACAAUCGUGUUAAUAUGCCUCAGCAAAAUAUGAUGAAUUACCAAACAAAUAAUCGUUCCAAUAAUAUAGAACAACAAAAUAUGAUGCCGUUUUCUUUUGGUAAUGGUGGUGGUAGUGGUCGUUCCAAUAUGCCGCAAAAUACAAAUAAUAAUCGUUCAAAUAUGCAACAACAACAAUUUUCCAACUCAAACCGUUCAAAUAUGCAGCAACAGUAUUCCAACACCUCAAAUCGUUCAAAUAUACAGCAACAGCAUUAUUCAAACUUAAAUCGUUCGAAUAUGCAACAACAAAAUAUGAAUAAUUACUCAAAUAUGUCUCAACAAAAUAUGAUGAAUUAUUCGAAUACAAAUUAUUCUGAUUUUUCGCAACAACAGCAGCAAAAUAUGAAUAUGAUGGACUAUUCUAAUAAUAGCUCUUGGAAUAGUGGUAACAAUAAUAUGAUGAAUAAUAUGGAUUGGAAUGCUGGCAAUAAUAAUAUGAGUGGCGGCAAUAAUAUUAACCCACCUAACAACUAUAACUACAAUUCCAAUAAUGAUCCUUACGCCCGUCCAGGUUUUGAGGAUAAUUUUACUCGUGGUCUUAGUGGUUCUGGUCGUAAAUGGUUUAAUCGUUAUAUACGUAAAGGUUUCUCACCUGAACUGGCACGUGCCAAAGCCUUGGAACAUCGCGCCCAACCAUAUCCAAGAGAUAAUGUCAAUAAUAACAAUAAUAAUGUGGUUAAUCCAAUUCCUAAUGAUCCUACAAAUGUUGCAUUGGAGACUAUUGGUAAUACACUUCUUUCAUUGUUGUCCACUACUCCAGCUGACAAUUUCAACAAUGGCAAUCAAAUGAUGAAUUGGGGUGGUGAUAACUUCCAACCGGGCUUUAACAACAGUAAUGUUGGUAAUUUUGAUAUGCCUGGUCCAAGUUCAUCUAUAGGAAACAUGAUGUCACAGAGCCCAGUUAGAGGUCAAAUACCACGUAAUCGCGUCUCCAGACAGACUUAUCUUAGAUCGUUGGAUAUUUUGAAACGACUUAGAGGCAAACGAGAACUUAGUGCCAAAGAUAGACUUUCGAAAAAAUAUCAUACACAAAUCGUUAAAGAUUAUGAACAGUAUGAAAAGGCUAUGAAGACAUCAUCAAAUCCCAGAAACGAUAGACAAAUUACCACUAAAGCUGCCGAGGGAAAAUCUUAUACAGAAUUGUCGAUUGCAUUGAGAAAGAAAAAACAACAGUUAUUCCUAGCAGCCAAGCGUUUGGGUAUUGAUACGAAUAAGCGUUUUGGUGGAGCCUAUAAGAAACGUAUUCGAAUUUUAAUGAAUGAAUGUGGUUUUGAAGAUCUUGAAGCUAAGGCUUUAGCUGUUCAUCCCCUUGAAAAACUGCAGCCAUUAAUGGAUUUAAAGGCUGAAUGUGAUAACGCCUUGAAAAAGAAGCAGGAAUCAUUUUCGGUCGUUAAGAAAAUUCCCAAUAAAGGUUCAAAGAUUGAGGCAUAUCGCCGCGAUAUCAACUUCUUGAAAAAACACGAGAAACUAAAGUUUGAGAGUUUAAGUCCUCGCCUUAAGUCGGCUAUACGUACUUGCUUGAUUAGAAUACAUAAGCAUGAAAAAGAAGCCAGAAAGCCCUUAACUAAAACAAAGUUUGUCAAAUUGUUGCCCAGAAAAACGGGCACAACAACUAGUAAUACAAAGAAAACUACUGGGCCAAGUAAAGCGAAAGCUACUACUGCUGCUGCUGCCACAAACACUAAAAAGAAUGUAGAGAAAAAGGAUAACGCCACUGAGGAUAAACAAAAAACAAAUACCACAGAAAAACCUGAAGAAAGUAAAAAGGUUAAUGCUGAAAGUGGCAAUAAACAAGAAACGGCAGAGAAAAAAGAAAAUUAAGAAGAAUAGCAAAUUUAUUAAGAUUACCUUACUUUAAAGGGUAAUAGAAAAAUUUGAAUUAUAAUACAUUAUCUCAGCAUUAUAUAUUCUUAAAUUUUUGGAUUUAUUGAUUUUAAAAUUACACACCAUUUUAUAUGUAUGAUUGUUUAUUUACAUAAAUUAAUUAUAAAAAACCAACCAACAACCCCACACAUAUUUCAAUAAAUCAUAAAAAUAAUUAAGUAAA
Lucilia sericata (common green bottle fly) is the source of this 2663-nucleotide messenger RNA. RefSeq lists its product as uncharacterized. NCBI's taxonomy places the organism in Eukaryota, Metazoa, Arthropoda, Insecta, Diptera, Calliphoridae. Gene Ontology annotation, molecular function: RNA binding. The coding region runs from base 131 to 2437 and encodes 768 amino acids. The record is from RefSeq and is a predicted model, not a curated record. The transcript is spliced from 3 exons.